CACAGAGCAGCUAUCUCUCUCUCUCUGUCCCUCCCUCAGACACCCCCACAUCCACUCUCUCUUUCUGACUCUGUCCGUCUCAAGCACAGCAUCUUUUUUUCCUUUCCUCUCCUUGACACACGGCAAUCAUGUCCUCAAACGGCGCCGACGGGGACUUGCUGCAGAUCCCUCUGGGCCUUAUUAAUAGCGACGGGAAGUAUCUGACGGCGGAGACCUUCGGCUUCAAAAUCAACGCCUCGGCCAGCAGCCUGAAGAAGAAGCAGACCUGGACCCUGGAGCAGACCGGGGAGGACGGCAGCGCCGUGUUCCUCCUCUCCCACCUGGGCCGCUACCUCGCCACGGACAAAGACGGCAACGUUACCGCGGACAGCGAGACGCGCGGCAGGGACUGCCGCUUCGUUAUCACCGCACACGAGGACGGGCGGUGGUCGCUGCAGUCCGAACCUUACGGCCGGUUCCUCGGCGGCAGUGAGGACCGGAUCACCUGCUUUGCGCAAACGGCCUCACCGGCGGAGAGAUGGAGCGUCCACCUGGCUGUGCAUCCGCAGGUCAACCUGUACAGCUUUGCGCGCAAACGCUUCGCCCACCUGAGCACUCAGGGGGGGCGGCAGGAGGUGUCAAUAGACCGGGAUGUCCCAUGGGGGGUCGACUCGCUCGUGACACUGGUCUACCGGGAUCAACGCUACCAUCUCGAGACCUCCGACAAUCGCUUCCUGCGCAAUGAUGGGAGCCUGUCCACCAAAACGGACAAGGAUACCGGCUACAUGCUGGAGUUCCGCUCCGGAAAAGUGGCAUUCCGCGAUUGCAACGGGCGCUACCUGGCACCCGUAGGCCCCACCGGCACAAUGAAGUCUGGGAAAAGCACCCGGGUUGGGAAGGAUGAACUGUUUGGCCUGGAGCGCAGCCACGCGCAGGUCGUGCUGACUGCAGGCAACGAGAGAAACGUCUCCACGAGGCAAGGCAUGGACCUGUCAGCCAAUCAGGACGAGGAAGGGGACCAGGAAGUCUUCCAGUUGGAGAUGAGCCGCGAGGACAGGAAGUGUGCCUUCAGAACCGCUGCUGGAAAAUACUGGACCCUGACAGCAAGCGGAGGACUGCAGUGCACUGCCUCCUCCAAAUCAGCCAACAGCUACUUUGAACUGGAGUGGCGUGACGGUCGAGUUUGUGUGCGUGCAGCUAACGGCAAGUAUGUGACCGCCAAGAAGAACGGGCAGCUGGCUGCUACUGUUGACAGCGCAGGUGAGGCGGAACAGUUCCUGAUGAAGCUGAUCAACCGUCCAAUCAUCGUCCUCCGCGGGGAGCAUGGUUUCAUCGGGGCUCGUAAAGCAGGGAUGGCAACCCUGGACUCUAACCGAGCAUCCUACGAUGUUUUCCAGCUGGAGUUCCACAACGGAGCCUACUCCCUUAAAGACUCCCAGGGGAAGUAUUGGUGUGUUGGAGACGACACAGCGGUGGGGUGCAGCAGCUCCACGCCUGUCCAGUUCCUGUUUGAGUUCUGUGACCUCAACAAGAUGGCCAUUCGUGCUCUGGGGGGGAAGUACCUGAAAGGCGACCACGCCGGGGGGCUGAAGGCCAGCGUCGACUCCCUGGACAGCGCCACCCUCUGGGAGUACUGAGAAAGCACAGCCGGACUUCACCACCUUCUUACACAAUGCUUCAGAAUAUUGAUAGAUACUGUAGGUAGCUGUUUGGGUUUUUUUUAUUUGCAUGUGUGUGUGCCUGUGUGUGUAACUGUGAAUGUGUCUGGAUGGAUGUGUGGUUGAAACUGAAGCUGAUAAACUGGAAGUUGUGGCACCAAAGCACUACAGGUGUUUCUUUUUUUUUCCUUUUCUUAAUCAUUAUCUCUUCUUACUGGGCUUUUUACUGGAGAUUUGAAUUUAAAAUGACUUGCUGUUCUGUUUAUUGAAUGAAUCAUCGUGUGGUGGCACAUUAACCGUUUCAAUUCCAGUCAAAUUUUCACAAGCUAUAUCUGAUAAAUGUCAGGACGAUUACAGUUAUUAGUCGUGCCUAUCUGUGGUAACUACUGGUGUAACGAACAUGUAGAACGCUAUAACUCAUAACUCACAGUAUCUAACCUUUUCCUGCUGAAUGUCCUGCUGGCUCUAUUGCGCUGCUUUCAUCUCCUGUCUCUGAAGCAUAACGCACAUCAGAGAAAGGGGUGUAACGGAUUCACAUGUUUCUGCUGUAUAUAGUGCUUUCUUUAUCUCUGAAUACUUCAAAAACAUAGUAACCAUGGAAACUUUAAGUGCAAGAGUGUGUUGAGGCUGUAGAAAGAGAAUUGGGAAGUGGCUGGUGGAUCUAACAUGUUUCUCGCCUGUGUACAUAGACAGCUUCAUCUUCAGAAACUAGUCACUGGUCAAACGUUUUUUCCUUCAAGACUAGAUCCACUUAGUUGUUUCUGGCUGGUUCCUCAGAUGAGUCUAAGGUUUUCAAUUAUAUAUCAGGAGGAAAUAAAUGAAAGGAGAGGACAAGUUAAAAGAGCUUUGAAACAUAGUCAUCGACAGAAGGAACAGAAGAAUGUCCGUUUCUGUUAAAAAAGAAAGAAAUGAAAGAGGUGGUGGAUCAGGCCUACUUACUGCACACCACACAGUCAAAUGCACAUAAAUAAAUACGAAUAUGCAGUCAUAGAUACAGUCAUUCCAACUGUGAAAAGUCACAAUCUGCACAAUAUUGUAGUGUACAUUAUAAAAUAAGUGAAAAGUACACAUCUGUUAUGAUGAAUUGUCUGCCUUAGAUUGGGUGCUGCUGCUGCUGGUGUGUAAACACAAUGAUAGAGUCAGCCAUCUCUCUGGCUAUUAUUGUGGCUGUGCCUUCCAUAGAGCAUUUCAGUCUUUUCUUUUUUGUGUUCUUACAUUUGAACUGAACUGAGUAAAAACCCCAAUAAAGUGUUCCCUCU
Toxotes jaculatrix (banded archerfish) is the source of this 2896-nucleotide messenger RNA. RefSeq names its product fascin-like. The record is from RefSeq and is a predicted model, not a curated record. The transcript is spliced from 5 exons. Bases 129 to 1616 code for a protein of 495 amino acids. Gene Ontology annotation, molecular function: actin filament binding; protein-macromolecule adaptor activity. Gene Ontology annotation, biological process: establishment or maintenance of cell polarity; cell migration; actin filament bundle assembly. Gene Ontology annotation, cellular component: cytoplasm; ruffle; actin cytoskeleton. Lineage: Eukaryota; Metazoa; Chordata; Actinopteri; Toxotidae.